Messenger RNA from Glossina fuscipes, 300 nucleotides. Its product is annotated as eggshell protein 1-like. The transcript has 2 exons. The record is from RefSeq and is a predicted model, not a curated record. Bases 18 to 182 code for a protein of 54 amino acids. Lineage: Eukaryota; Metazoa; Arthropoda; Insecta; Diptera; Glossinidae.
CACAUUAGCACUUCAACAUGAAAUUGUUUACGAUAUUAGCAUCGAUACUGGCUUUAAUAGCUGUAGCUAUGGGUUCACCCAAUCCUGUGCCCGAACCUCAAGGAGGAGGCGGUGGCGGCGGUGGCGGUGGUGGUCUUUAUGGCGGUGGCGGUGGUGGUGGUGGUGGUGGCGGUGGCAAAUAAAUCUUCGACCAUUCAUUUCAUCCCAACGCCUUUCAACAAUCAGAAUGACUUUGCAUGAACGAAAUAAUAAUUGACUUGCGAUGAUGAAAAAUAAAACAUUGGAAACAGAAAAAAAAAA